AUGCACUUCCUCAAACUCAGUCAAGUCCUUCUUGCCUUUUCUUCUCUCCCACUUGGCCUCUGCCUCACUAAACGCACUGCGCAAGUCAAGAUUCGCAAUGAUACACCCGACCCCAUCACCGCCGCCGCCAUCUCGCACAAGUAUAGCGACGUCUACAAAAACCAGCUAGACUUUGACACUAUCGCAUCAGGCAAGACAUCCGCCGACGCUCUGACCGUUGAAUACAACACUGGCGCAUUCACCACCGGCCGCGACUGGUGGCUGAUCACCUACCACCGCGAGCGCGCUGACGCUGAGCGCAAAAACGAACUCAAAAUGUGGUACUCGGACCCCUCGAACUUCCGCAGCAUUAUCGACACGCUAGAAAAAGCUGCACCGGCGAUCAUCAAGACUGCGAUCAAUGUGGCCAAGGGAUCGAAUCCGGCGUACCUUCCUGCGGCAAAAGCGGCGCAAAUUGUGGCGAAGCAGAUGAACAAGCUCUUGUUCAAUAGUGAGUCUACGGCGGGCUUCAAGCAGCAUAUUCUGCGGAGCGAGGAUGAAAGAAAGGUGACGAUAAUCACGAUUCAUGGAGAUAACACGAUUUCGUUUCAGUCGGAGUCGGGGAAUUCAAAAACAGUCACUUCGACUAAGUGGAUUGCUGCUGAGCAUGCUUGA
Didymosphaeria variabile is the source of this 654-nucleotide messenger RNA. RefSeq lists its product as uncharacterized. NCBI's taxonomy places the organism in Eukaryota, Fungi, Ascomycota, Dothideomycetes, Pleosporales, Didymosphaeriaceae. The transcript has a single exon. The record is from RefSeq and is a predicted model, not a curated record. Bases 1 to 654 code for a protein of 217 amino acids.